CAUCCACGUCACAGGAGGAGUGAGUUAAAUGUGUAAGGAGGAGUAGCAAUAGCUUUCCACACAGACGGAGAGCGUUAUGUCCGUAAGGAAGUCGUGAACUCGUUUGCCGCAACAUCAAAAUUCAUUAUAGGCUACAAUACGAAUCUAUUUAAAAAUGAUUAUAUUUAGGCCUAAUAUGUAAUGCUCAUUGUUUUUUUAAGCUGGAAGUCUUGAAGUCUGUUUAGACUACCUUAGUGCGAAGAAAAGCAAAAGGAAGAAAAGGUUAGGCUACUUUCUGGAAUAGGAUAGUUUGCAUUCUUUUCAUUUGGAAUACACAACGGCUUAGUUGUUACACCCAGACAUUUUUAAUCAUCUGUCGUUGAACUUGGCAAGAACACGUCUCGUGGUAGUGCGCACCAGUGUCAAGAUCAUUUCUACGCGGUGGCUUCUCAGACACUAGCACAACGGCAAGGCCAGCAAUGGUAAACAGCCGGGUGGAGGCGUCGGCUGUGUCGGUGACAGGGGGCGGGGUGGCAGGGCGGCAGUGCGCCGGCUGCGGGGGCCGCAUCGCAGACCGCUUCCUGCUUUUCUCCAUGGAGCGCUACUGGCACACACGUUGCCUCAAGUGCUCAUGUUGCCAUGCCCAUCUGGGUGAGAUCGGCAGCACCUGCUACAGCAAAGGGGGCAUGAUCCUCUGCAAGAAUGACUACAUCAGACUGUUUGGGCAUACCGGGGCUUGCAGUGCCUGUGGGCAGUCCAUCCCUGCCAGUGAGAUGGUGAUGCGGGCACAGGGAAACGUCUACCAUCUUAAGUGUUUCUCCUGUGCCACUUGUAGGAACCGCCUCGUUCCUGGUGACCGAUUCCACUAUGUGAACGGCACCAUUUUCUGCGAACAUGAUCGUCCGGGGGGAGGGCUCCUCAGCAGUCACCUGGCACCGCUGCAGGGCAAUGCCAUGAUGCCUGACCAGAAAGUGUGCUGAAGAAGAUGAUGAAUUAAGCAACAUGUGCCUUCUCCUCCUCCUACUUUCUUUUCUCCACCUGGCAAUGUAUCCUGCAUCAUCUAUCCAUCCUUUUAUCCAGGCUGUUGUCUGUGCACAUUACUGACACUGAUACAAGUGUCAAAGCCUUUCUCAGUACAAUCAAGUUCCCAGUCAAGGGAAUAGGAAAGAAGGGAAGGGGAAGAUUACAUUGAUUUAGUCAAGUUAAACCAGUGUCUAAUUUUGGCCAAACAAUGAUGGUAGACUUAUUAAGAAGAAGUGGCUUACCUGGAAAGGACUGGCAAAUGUCUAUUCAUGGAGCCCUCUUGCAUAAUGGGGCACCUUGACCUAUCCUGCCUGUUGUGCACAGGGAUCAAUAGAGGACAUGGGGAACUGCUACGAUAACUUCUAUAUCAGAAAGACUGCAUUCAAAUCAAGACAUCACAGAAGAAGAUUCCAGAUGUUGGUCAAAGGCAGGAGGUGAUGUGGCUGUACAGUAGAUUGUCAAUGGAUGUGUCUUGCACUCUAAAUGGUGCUGGAUCUGCCAAGUGAAUGUAGUAAAAUCUCCUCAUUGUACAUCCAACCUGCUUUCAAAAAUGGACUGUACAAAUAUAAUAACUUUUGGAUACUCAAACAGAGGAUUCUGAAAUUGAUUUGUGCUGUGAGUUAUUUCUAGAUUGUCUUUUUAAAAUUUGUGUGAUCGUUUUUGGGGUGAUUAUAGAAUUCUAAAAUUAUGAUUAUAAAAAUGUUAUUGGAUAUCACAACAAUGGAAAAGUGUUUUAGGUUUGAGGCUCAAAACAUAAACCUCGAUAAACUGCGCGUCUCUCAAACAAAGGAGCGCCCCACAUACCAAAUGAACACAGUGGUUUGGGUUUUAUGUUGACGUAUGCAUUUGUGCUCGUCUUUGAAAAGGUGUUUCUUUCCGUGGGAUGUCUCUUGCUGCCGUGAUCCAUGGAUCUAAAUGUUCUCUUUCUGUCAGUGCGGUUUGAACCGGUCUCUUUCUGUCAGUGCGGUUUGAACCGGUCUGUUUCUGUCAGUGCGGUUUGAACCAGUCUCUUUCUGUCAGUGCGGUCUGUUUCUAAACUGGUCAAAGAAACAGAAAAGGGACUUUUGAAUGGUGAACUAUUAUAACUGUACAAAUAUUUUUUAUUCAAUUGCAUUGUGUUAUAUGGUUAAACGAUGUGUGCAUAGCAUUGUAGGUACAGGCCCCAUUUCAAAUGCUGUAAAGCAGCUAUAUUGAGACAAAAGUACUUUCUAAAUAACUAAUAAUCAUGAUAUUGCCAGCCACUUGUCUCGUAUCUCUAACUGUGUUAUUUGAAAAUAUUUCCCUGAUGCUCAGCGAUUAGGGUUUAGGAGAGUGAGUGGAUGUGUAGCAAGGUGUGACAAAUGGUCCUUUCAAACUGAAAUGUAGCUUCGGGUAAGGGAAAGCCAGAAGCACUCAGACAAACAUGGCCGAUUAGCCUUUGAAAUUCCAUUCUUAAGGGUAAUCUGGUGAGCAGGGCUAAUUAAAAGGGAGGGACCCCUUUCCUAUUUCCAAGUAGAAAUCUUCAUUGUGAAGCUGUACUUAACUGCACUGAAAAGUUGAGAAGGGGAAAAAAAACAAAGAAUUAAGUGAACUUCUAUUUUUUGCUAUUGUAUAACCAAACCUUCCUAGUGUCUCUCGUCACAUCUUAAAGGCUUCUACUUCAUGGCAUGCUGUAAUAGUUUUUUGGCACUAAUCCUACUGCAGAUCUUAUUUAUUUAAUUAGCUAAUUAAACAACUCUUUUU
Messenger RNA from Osmerus eperlanus (European smelt), 2724 nucleotides. RefSeq names its product LIM domain only 4a (gene lmo4la). Bases 459 to 959 code for a protein of 166 amino acids. The transcript is spliced from 5 exons. The record is from RefSeq and is a predicted model, not a curated record. NCBI's taxonomy places the organism in Eukaryota, Metazoa, Chordata, Actinopteri, Osmeriformes, Osmeridae.